Mesorhabditis spiculigera is the source of this 828-nucleotide messenger RNA. Lineage: Eukaryota; Metazoa; Nematoda; Chromadorea; Rhabditida; Rhabditidae. The record is from the annotation of a GenBank genome assembly.
AUGUUUGGUCGAAUCGGAAAGGCGUUAUGGGAAGCAUUGUACGGGCUAUAUUUCUUCAUCUUCGAUCGCUUUUUCAUCUACCCUAUAAUGCGAGCCGCAUCAUCGGUCUGCCAAAUCACCUUCAUGAAUUUGGGAUACGCGCUACGAACUGAUGAGGAGAAGAUUAGAGACUUUACCGAAAAAUGGAUACCGACAACAGAUGCCGACUACAACCACAUCCUUCUCUACGAAAAAUGCCUAUCCAUGCACCCGAGCUACCCAAGUCUGAAGGGGAUCUCGCUGCUUGAGAUCGGUUGCGGACAGGGCGGAGGGAUUUCUUGGCUCAAAAAGACCCGGAAAGAAUUGAGCGCCCUACGAGGGAUCGAUCCAGUUGUUGUGGAUUCGAUGAAUGGGAUGAUUCGCAAAGGGAGUGCUGAUGCGCUUCCUCUACAAUCAGCUACCGUCGACCUCGUGAUCAACGUCGAAAGCAGUCAUUUGUAUAAAAACCAAGAACGGUUUUUUGCCGAGGUCUUCCGGGUAUUGCGGCCAGGGGGACACCUAUGCUGGAUAGAUCUGAGGCAUGACUAUGAGGUACAAGACCCGUAUACGCAGUCCAAGCUAGCCGGGCUCGUAUUAGUGGAAUCCGAAGAUGUCACAGCUCAAGUUGUUGAGGGAAUCAAGAAAACCGCCGCAAAGUAUGAUAAGAUGCUAGAAAAGGCGCCAUGGAUCGCACGCUUGUUUUCCGGGUCACUUCGCGAAACCUAUUGCGCGCCUGGGACUCACUCCUACAACCGCCUAACCACCCGCCAAAAGCUCUACCACUGUGCGUGUUGGCAAAAAGGGGCCCAG